Molecule: messenger RNA, 1869 nt
Organism: Cotesia congregata
Lineage: Eukaryota; Metazoa; Arthropoda; Insecta; Hymenoptera; Braconidae
Source: the annotation of a GenBank genome assembly
GGUUCAGUAAUAGUUUCCGAUGUCUCAGAAAAUCCAUCAGCCGUCGUUACACUGCCGAGUUACGACCCGCAAUUUAUGGCGCACUGUUACUUCCCCGCAGAAUUUCAAGGAGAUUUUCUGAUGCAAGUAAAUGGGCCAGGUGGUAAAGGAUCCGCGAAUUCCGUCGAACCGAUCCAGUACUCGGCUCUGAAUAUCACUUUCGACUCCAUACCUGUCUGGGGGUACUGUCACAAACGAGUCGGAGAAAAUGUUUUGCUGGUUGACACGACCGCAGAAGGGCAAUGCAUCAGGUGUUUCCGGUUGAAGCGAAGAUCCCGCAAUAUCAUUGAAGUCUUCUCAGAAGACCUCAACAGGUGCUACACAUACGAGGACAUCGCAAUAGCUUCUUGCGACAAACUCACCUCCAGAUCCGUCCUCUACCGUACAAAAGAAAUCGGAGGACUACCAAUUCGAAACGAAUUUUGCCCAAUAGCGGGAAAAUAUUCCUUUAAAUACAACGUUAACGAUGGGACGGAAGAUACCACCGAAUGCAACACAUUCUCAUCGACGCUGGACAACUGCCCAGACGGCUCGGUAUUCCGGCUGCAAUUUAAAAAAUGUGCCUUCGAAAAUCACGGGACUAAUUUAAUCGUCGAAAAUCGUACCACUGAAGUCGAUAGAAAUAUUACAUUCAAUUGCUUGGGAAGUUGGCCAGCUGGACCUGAUUAUAGUAAUAACACACGAUUUAUUGCACUUCUUGACACCCGUGACGGCGAUGAUUUUAGGCCCCGAUAUCGUUGUGGGCUGUAUCAUUCGGAUUCAUCAACCAGCAGAAUAUACAUGGCAUUCAGUAGUGACUCUAGUUGUACCCAAAAUCUUCAUAACUCAACAAGCGGCUACGAGACUUUAAUCCUCACACGAGCCCUUAAUUUACAAAAAAUGCCAGAUUACGUCUCAUCUCAUUUAGCAUCGUAUCCGAAGUGGGUACACGGCGACUGGGAAGAGUCGGUUAUCUCCAAAAGCACGAUGUCCUUCAACGAUCUGAAUGGUUACCGUAGCUAUACAUUCGUCACUGUUGACUCCGAUGACGACACUGAUCGCUACAUAGUCUACUCAAAAGAUCACUGUGAAAAUCAGGCCUACGUUUGUAUGAUGAUGAGACAGAGAAGUGAAAAUGUUAUGGAAUUCAAGAUCGGAACUAUUUCAAGUCCCGUGUACGCAAAAUCAUUGUGUGAAGAUCCUACUUUAGAUAGGUAUGAUAGUACUAGUCCAUGGAUGACCCAAGCUCGAUUGGAGCGAAUUGUUGAAUCUCCGUGCCCUAUCACGGGUCAUUAUAUAGGCAGAAUACCAGAUUUACCUGGCACGUGCGCCGAAUUGAGUAGUAACUGCAAUACUAAAGAAAUUAUGUACUACAAAGUUACCGACUGUGAAUCUGGAGAGUUAUAUGAAGAGCGCACAUAUUUAUGCCUCGGACAAUGGGAAGAAAGAGGAGUAAUGUAUACAUACACAAAACGUAAUGAUACAACGAACGACGUGUAUGCUCCUACUGAAUGUUUCGUCGGUUUAAUCGUUAACGACGACGAGAUUUAUAUCAAAGAAGCCGGCGAUCAUUGUCUUCGUAAUAUAGAUCCCCGAACAGAAGGAAUGCGGCUCUACAGAAAAGGACAAUGCUACGGUAACUCGCCUAGCCCCGCACCAACGCCAUUGAAGCCAAAUCCGCAUGACCCAAUAAUGCGAAUAACGACACAUUCCAUGCCGGGUAAUGCUUUGGCACCCACCAAGAAAACACCAAAACUUAUUUCAGCUUCGGCGUCAUUGACUCAACACUCUUUAAACAUUUUUAUCUAUAUUACAAUUUAUAUUUUUUAUUUUGAGUUUACGCACAACUAA